Messenger RNA from Plasmodium gonderi, 486 nucleotides. RefSeq names its product copper transporter. The record is from RefSeq and is a predicted model, not a curated record. The transcript has a single exon. NCBI's taxonomy places the organism in Eukaryota, Apicomplexa, Aconoidasida, Haemosporida, Plasmodiidae. Gene Ontology annotation, cellular component: plasma membrane. Gene Ontology annotation, biological process: copper ion transmembrane transport; intracellular copper ion homeostasis. Gene Ontology annotation, molecular function: copper ion transmembrane transporter activity. Bases 1 to 486 code for a protein of 161 amino acids.
AUGAAGGGGAAAAGAAAUGACAUGUAUUCAUUUAUUAUCCUCCUCUUUUAUAUCCAUCUUCCAGCACAAAUAAAAAGUAACAGUUGUCAUGGCAACAAAAGUAAAGAUGGAGACGCAUUGCCAAUGUAUUUUUCAAACGAUAUAAAUAUAAAAUUUUUAUUUGACUUUUUUCAAGUAACAAAUAGGUACGAGUUUUUUCUUUGCAAUGUGAUAUGCUUAUUGUUGGGUAUCAUAUCUGUAUAUAUUAAAGUUUUAAAAAAAAUAUAUUUCAAAAAAUGUCCAAAUGCAUUAGAGGAACAAUCAAUCAUGGUGAACAACACGUUUUCGCACAAAAAUGUGAAGUACGGGAUUUUAUCCCUUUUUAAUUACACAAUUGAUUUUGCACUAAUGCUUAUAGUUAUGACUUUUAAUGUGUACAUAUUUUUAAGUGUAAUUUUGGGGGUUUCUGUUGGGUAUUUUUUUUAUGGCCAUUUAUUGACACGAUAA